Anopheles coustani is the source of this 2319-nucleotide messenger RNA. RefSeq names its product potassium channel subfamily K member 10-like. Gene Ontology annotation, cellular component: membrane. Gene Ontology annotation, biological process: potassium ion transmembrane transport; stabilization of membrane potential. Bases 175 to 1455 code for a protein of 426 amino acids. The transcript is spliced from 6 exons. NCBI's taxonomy places the organism in Eukaryota, Metazoa, Arthropoda, Insecta, Diptera, Culicidae. The record is from RefSeq and is a predicted model, not a curated record. Gene Ontology annotation, molecular function: potassium ion leak channel activity.
CGAACAGUGAAGAAACCAAAGAAAACGGGAAUAAAACAUAAAACGAACCUAGAAGGCUCCCGAGCUUCACGAUGAGUUUGUGAAUAUAGCGAAAUCAUAAAAAUUUAAUCAUUUAUGGUCUAAAACUGUGGAUUAUCAGAGGAAAUUUAGCAUCUUCCAAGCACCAAUUUCAUAAUGAACCCAAAAUCACCACUGCAAGUACCAAAUUUCAUCGGAAGCGGAGUAAGCUCACGACCUCAGAGCCCGUCGUUGUGUUUUUCAACUGCGUCAUCUAAAAUAGAUAAAACCGAAAACAUUAACCUUUGUGGUUGUCAGCAUGCGCCAAAAUCUCAAUGCGCAUCUGCUUUUGGCGUUUUAGUACUUGUGCUAGCAUAUACCGCUCUAGGCUCGGUCCUUUUUGUCACGCUUGAAGGAGAAACUGAAGAUGGAGAUAUGAUCGAGACGUCCGUUGCGGCUUCAAAGCCAUAUCCUAGACAUGAUUUAGUUAGUGCUGAAAUGCGUCUCAAGACCGUUGAUCGAUUGUGGUCCAUCACUGAAGACUUGAAUAUACUUUAUAAGGAAAAUUGGACACGCUUAGCUGCACAAGAAGUAUUGCAUUUUCAGGAUACAAUCCUGCGAGCGGUACGAGCAUCAAGGACACAGCAGGUUACUAAUGUACAGCAACAUGUUCGGCCUUACAAAUGGACAUACGCGUCUGCAUUCCUCUAUUCGUUGACCCUUAUAACUACCAUUGGCUUUAGUGGCAUUUCGCCGCGAACGCAAUGGGGCAGAGUAGCGGCUCUGAUUUAUGCACUUUUCGGAAUACCGAUCAUAUUGCUAUACCUAUCUGCCAUAGGCGAGGGUUUAUCAAGUGGCAUGCGAUGCCUGUUUCGGCGUCUUCGUCCGUUCCGGUCAAUGUCGACAAGUACCAACAAUAGCAACAGCAGCAGCUCCAGCAUCGGUAGUGUAAGUGUGCCUAUGACCAGCAAAGCGAAUGAACUGCAAAAGCGCUCACAACAUCAAAACUACCAACGGAACUGGAGCCAUGGUGGACCCUUGCACGACCCUUGCAACUACACGCUUAAUUCGCAUUUACGAAAUGGUAUUCCGGGGAGUAAGCAGACUCAAUCCGUGGUACCCAUAUCAGUUUGCAUCAUGAUACUGAUCUGCUAUGUUACGCUCGGGGCAGUGAUAUUCCACAAACUGCAGCCUUGGGGUGUUUUAGAGAGUCUGUACUUCUGUUUCACGUCUCUUGGCACCAUCGGUUUCGGGGAUCUCAUGCCAAAGGGCACUGUUGCACAGUACGCGGCGUCGGCGUACAUUAUAAUUGGAAUGGCGGUCGUAGCAAUGUGCUUCAGUCUCAUCCAAACUGAACUCAUCAUUUGGCUUAAAAAAUUCGCCAUCCCAGAAUCCCUUCCUUCUUCUACGGAGGACGUUGCUCUGGUCUCCGUGACAAUGGGACCUGUUAAAUCCUGACAUCAACUCAAUGACAUCGUUCCGAACGAGUACAACUCACUUCCCCGCCGCUCCAACGCAUUCCAUCGCAACACCCCUGCGCGUAGAUCGACCGGCAUCAUGGAAAAUCAUAUAGAGUACUUUGUACCGCGGAGCGUAAGUGAGUUCAAUCUCUCAGGCGUUGGUGAUCUCGCACUACCCCCGCCAAAACGCAGCAUUGUUACACAACACGCUGCAAGCUCGACCAUGAUUGCUGUUUCCAAACCUCGCGAAAAAAUGGUGACGUUCGAAGACGAAUCCAAGUGUCUACAUGGUAUCCCAACGACACCGAGAAAAACCAACCUACCUAGCGAUGUGUUCAUAUGACGAGACGAACCUGUCAACGGUGAGACGUCCACAUCACACCAGUACUCCAACGAUGCGAUCAAAGUUUGAUGCAACAUCAAUGAGACCCGAUUUCCACAUCAACAAAAGCAAUGCGACAGACCAACUUUCUCCUUCUGAAGAAUCAAAAUUGGUUUUUCAGAUUAAAAAUUGAAACCACGUUCUUUAUCGUACACAUACCAAGCAUACACCGUGUAAUAUCUUGAGAUAAAAAAAUUACUUCACAACAUUGUAUUUUAAAUAAUGAUUUCUGUCGAAGACAUGUGUUGCCGUUUCGCCCAGAACACUUUUUGAAAAGAGGUAACAGUAAUAAGUUCACUUCUAAACUAAGUAGAACAGUGCAACGAAGAUGUAUAGGUGUAGUAAAAUCUUCAGGUUAAAUACUUUGCGAAUGACAUCAUUUCAAACACAUUGUAGGUAGAAAAUAAGCGAGUGAGAGAUUUGUGAGCAUAAUUUUCAGAAGCAAUGUGGGCUAACCAAAAGCUGAACAGUAAUAAACUA